Condylostylus longicornis is the source of this 5308-nucleotide messenger RNA. RefSeq names its product protein vreteno-like. Bases 91 to 2076 code for a protein of 661 amino acids. NCBI's taxonomy places the organism in Eukaryota, Metazoa, Arthropoda, Insecta, Diptera, Dolichopodidae. The record is from RefSeq and is a predicted model, not a curated record. The transcript has 7 exons. Gene Ontology annotation, molecular function: nucleic acid binding.
UUUUACAGUGCAAGAAAUUUUAAUUUGAAAUUUAGUUUGUUUACUUUAUCUCUAAAUAAAAAAAAUUUUUACAAAAUAUUUUUAUCCAAAAUGAUGCAGCUUAGUGAUUUUGAACGUGAAAACUUUAUGGAAAUAUGCUUUAAAAACAAAGACAAUGUAUAUGCUGAAGGGCCCGGGGCCGGAUUAGAGAAAAAUAAGAGUUUAAUGAUUUGUCUUAAAAAUGUCCCGAAAGGUAUGGAUAAUGAAGCUCUCAAAAAUAUUCUUUCUAAUUAUGGAGAUAUACUAAGAGUAACACAAAUGAAUGAUGUUUUUAACCCAUUACGAUUUGCAGAAUGUAAAGACGAAACAUCGUUAGAAGCAGUUCUAAGAGGCAUGUCUACCAAUGAAUGGAAUAUUCAGGUUUCACAAAAAACAGAAAAAAAAGUUGAAGCUUCCAUAUCAGAAAAAAGUCUGGAUUUUUGUAGUCAUUCAUCAAAAGGAAUAAGUGAAGAGUUGCUUAAAUCGGAUAUAAACAAUCUAAUUUACCCUUCCUUGACAAUAUUGAAGUAUUUAGAGUACUCUAAUCAGAGUAAGGAGUCUUCAUUUUUUCAAAACAGACGCAUUUCAGAUCAUGUUUAUAAUAUUGGAAAAUGUAGCACAAACUCCAUAAGGUGUGACUCGCGUUAUCAGUUUAGCAAUCUAUUCGGUGAAAAAUAUCAAAAUUUCCAGGGGGCGAGGAAUUUGGAAAUUUGUGUGUGUUUUGUUUGUCAAAAAUAUGCUGUGAGCUUUUGUGAACAAUGCAAAGAGUUUUAUUGCAGCAAAGAAUGCCAGAACGCUGAUUGGCCUACUCAUAAGUUCACAUGCACAGAAAAACUCCAGUUAAUUCGAUUACAACGUUCCAAAAUGACUUGUGACCCCUACAAAAACUUGAGAAUUGAAAAUGAAAUUGAAAACAAGAUUCGUUGCGGAGCUAGUGUUGUGAUAACACACGUUGAAAAAUCGAAUUGUGUUUUCAUUCGCUCGAUUGAGGAAAACGAUCACGCAGAUUAUGUUAGAAUCAUAAAUACUAUUGCUUCUUUUGGAGCUGUUGCAAAAAAUAUUUCAAAUUUGCCUGUUCCAGGAGACAUUGUGCUAGCGCAAUAUAACUUCGAGUGGUUUCGUGCUGUAGUAUUAAAUUCAAAUAGAGAUAAAGAAAUUUUAUUAGCUUACCCAGAUAUCGGUUGUACAGUGCUGAAGGCAAUGCCUGAGUUAAGGGAAUUUCCCGCCGAUUUAAAAAAUUUAAAGAGAUUAACAUAUUGUGUUUACUUAGAACAAGUGCAGAAUGCUGUUUUAAAUAAGAGAGCCGAAAAAUUUUUGUAUAGUAUAAUUGAAGACAAUGUAACCCUAAAAAUAGAGCAAGUAUUUAAAAAAAAUAAUGAUUUGUUUUCUGUGGAGCUAAAAGCAAUUGAUACAAACCAAAAUAUAAACAAAAAGCUUAACAUCUUAAUAAAUCCUACUAAACCAAGCAUACAUGACAUUCCAAUAUUUUUAAAUGAUGUAGAAAUAAGAAAAUUCAAACCUUGCUGCGGUGCUAAAGUAAUUGUCCUGGACAACUCUUUUAUUGAAUUGGGUUUCAUAAGUUGUAUACUUAACAAUGAUGCUGAGGAAUUGGAUAAAAUAAACACCCAGAUUGCAGCUUAUGCUCAGUCAGAUAUUGAUUUUUAUACACCGAGAGAAGGUGAAAUUUGUUUAGUGAAGGGUUCUGAUACACCUAAUACUUGGUACAGAGGUGUAUGUGAAGUAGUUUCAGGUGAUGGGAAGCCUAUUUUAACUUUGUUGGAUUUUGGAAGCAUUUAUAAUAUUUCAAUUAAUAAUAUUCGUAAAUGUCCGCAGCAAUUAAAUUUACCAUGUUUUACAAAUCAGUGUUAUAUCAAAGGAUUACAAACGAUGGCAAAACAAAAAAAAAUUAGUAAUUUAGAUAAAACUAAAUUACAAGAUAUUAUAAAAUUGCAUGCUUUACUUACCAUCCCAGAAAUCGAGGUUGUCGAGGGAGAAAUUUUUAUAACAUUACCUGAAGAAAUUGUCAAUGCUAUUAAGGAUUAUGGAAUAUUUGAAUAGAAACACUCUCAAAAAUUAUUAAACAGGAAGAGGAUGGCUUAUAAUUACAACAUGCAAUUAAAUGAGUAAUCAUUUCUUUAUCUAUUUUUUAAGUGAAUUAGUUUUUUGAAUUGAACUUGUAAAACGUUCUUUCAAAUUUCGUUUUUAUAAAUUCACACAUUUCAUUUUAUUUUAAUUUUAUCAAAAAAAAAUCAUGAAUUCAAAAAAUGCACCAAAAAAACUAAAAACUUUUAAAAAAAGUAACAAAAAAAGUUCAUACUAUAAAAUAAGAAACUACUAAAUCGAAGUAUGUAACGUACAUACGUCAUUUGUAAUUACGACGACAAGAAACAAAUUUCUAUAUACAUACAUACAUAUUUCUAUAUUUGUUAAUUGAAAAUUUUUCAAAGAAUUUAGUUAUUUAUAUUUCUACUUAUAAGUUAUUGCCGUAUUGUGCAUAUGUAUCUGUCAGGCCGCCAAGUUCAGACAGUUAGUCAAAAAUUUGUAUGAAAGUUGCAAGUAUUGUUGGAAAUUAUUUGUGUAAAGGAAACCGAAUAAUAUUUUCAACUACGCUGAUAUAAACUACACAUUAUUCGAAUACUUAACGAUAAGUUUUAAAGAAUCGGUUUGUAAAAUCGGUUUCGCUAGAAAAAUGCAUUUACAAAAAAUUAAUUGCAAAAUUGAAGGGUGGGAUACUGAAUUACGCAGAAAAAAUUUUAAUUUGAAAAAAAUUUAAGACAUUAGGAAUUGUUUUUUUGUGGCCUGAUAGAUAUAUAUGUGUAUGUACAUGGAUGACUUUAUCAAUUGUCAUGGGUGUAAAUGCGUAGUUUCUAAAUGAAACAUCCUUAUUCGGUAUAUGAGUAAAGCAUAACAAUAUUUUUUUAAGUAAUUUAACGUCAAAUUUGCAUAGUAUUUAUGUUUUUAAAACAUAAAUUAAAAAAUAUAAGAAAGUUUUUAAUUUUGAAAAAAAAAAUAUUUCAAAUUUGAAUUGAGAAAAGGAUAAUUUUUUUUAAUUAUUCAAAUAUCAAUUUAAAAAAAAUUUAUUUCAAGUAUCAUAAUUAAUGCCAAAGCACUGUCUUGGGAUCGCAUCGCAUAAUAAAAAGCAUCGCGUAGACUUGCUCCAAGUUUCAUUUUUCUUUUAUGGUUUUAAAAAAAAUAAAAAAUAAAAAAAUUUCGUAAGUUGAAUUCAUAAAUUCUAAGCAUAUUUUCUUUUUAUUACAAAACUUUACUGAAAACAUGUUUAUAUCCAAGAAAAUAUUGGGUAUUUUCAAUAUUUCAGUGACUGUCCUGGUAAGUUUAAGAGGUACAGAGGCGAACUCUCAUUUUCUUUUUAUAGUUUUUAAAAAAAUGUGUAGAGUUUGGAUGAAAAAAAAAUUAUCACUAUCCUUUUAUGCUUUAAGUCAUUUAUAUCUAAAAAUAUUUAAAAAGAUUUUUAUAUAAAUAUUGAGCCUUAUUCUAGUUGUCGAAGUAGAGCGGCAAUUGUCGUUACGACUUGAAUUUGAUAUUCUAAACGGCGAUUAUUAUAUUUUUGGAGUUUUAUUUUGCUGUUUACAAAAAAAAAUUCCCAAAAGAAGGCAGUUUGCAUUCAAAAUAAAUUUUAUUAAAAAUAUGUUUUCUAAAAGUUAUAGAAAAUCAAGCGAUACGGACCUCGUUACCUUUUAAAAGGGUACUGAAUUAAAUUACGGAAAUUAAAUAUAAAAUUAAAGUUGAAAAAUUUUCAUAGGGUAAAUUUACCAACUUCUGAGCAUAUUUUCCUUUUACAAAACAACUGAAAACAUGCUUAUUGGGUAUUUCAAAUAAUCAGUGUUAACUUAGAAUUAAUACAAAAAUAUCUUUUACAAGUUAAAAUUUUGAAAUAUGCCGAAAUAGAAUGUUUGAUAAAAAAAUGUAUGUUCGAAAAUCGUAGUACAUGUAAACUUCUAAAACAUUACUAAAAUUUUGUUCAUAUGCUGCAAAACGACUCCAAGUUUGAAAUCAUAGCAUAGAUAUAAUGGUUUGUUGUUAUUGGUUGCAUUCAUGUAUGUACAUAUCACUACUAUGAUUAAACAAAUAAAUGUGCAAAAGAAAAAUAAUUUUAAGCUAUAAUUACGCUAAAAUAUAUUUUCAAGAUUUUAGUUAGAAGAACCUAAAAUGCAGCAAAUAAAUGCCUUUAAUUGGUCAUUUCUCUUAAAAUAUACGAAAAUAAAAUAAAUAUUAAGCAAACGUAUUGCAACUACUUUUUCAAUAGGUUUUUUCAAAAUAAAAAAUAAUUUCAAUAGAAAAUAAAGUGUGGAAACACACACGAAUCAUAUAAAAUUUGACCCGAUUGAAUUAGCUCGGAAAAUUUUUUUAAUGCGGUUGCCUUAUACCAGGGCAGUGAUUAAGUGCUAACUUUGAAUUAAUUAAAUGUGCAAAAAUAGUAUGUAAAAAAAUAUGUUCGAAAAUUGUCGCAUAUCAAAAGCUCUAAAGUUGUGGCAUGUCAAAUUAUUAAAAAUUUUUUUUUUAUGCAACAAAAAUAUUAAAAAUUCGAAAAAAAUCAGCUUAGAAAUAAUAAUUUGUUGUUAAUGGUUUGUUUAUGUCUAUAAAUAUAACCAAUAUAAUUUAACCAAUAAACCUGCAGCAGCAAAAUUUUUUGUUAUUGAAGAUCUGCAAGUAUGCAAAAAAAAGGUUUUUAAGAUUACAGUUAGAAGAACCUAAAAACGUGUAAUUAAAUGCUUUUAAUUACAUAUUCCCUUAUUAUAUACGAAAAUAAAAAAAUAAACAAACAAAGAGGACCUACUUCAUCAAUAGUUUUUUUCGAACUAAAAAAUAAUUUCAAUAGAAAAUAAAUUGAGAAGAAAUAUACGAAUUAUACCGAAGUUGACCCGAUUGAAGGAGUUUUUGAAAAAUUUUUAAUGCGGUGGCCUCAUACUUACUAGGGCAGUGGCCAAAGUAAUUCCAAAAUUUUCCGACUACCGGGAGAUCGUUGGAAAAGAAAUCGGGAGAUCAAUUAAGGUGCUUUUCCUCACACUUUCCAAAAGUCCGAACAAAUUAUUGAGCCUUAUUCUAGUUGUCGCGUCGCUUACGUGACAUUUGUCGUUAUCGCUGUCACAUCAUUUGAAAUGUGAUAUACAUAUGUCGAUUGAGUGCGAGAAAUAAUCGAAAAUGAAACGUUUCAAGUGAAAUUGAUAUAUUUGAAAAAGAAAUUUCGGCGAGUAAGGUUCAAACUAAAAAAAAUUUUCAGUGUAUAUAUUUAUAUUUUUAAAUAAUGAAAAAUGCCAUUUGCAUUAUGGUU